Messenger RNA from Ilex paraguariensis (yerba mate), 1011 nucleotides. The record is from the annotation of a GenBank genome assembly. NCBI's taxonomy places the organism in Eukaryota, Viridiplantae, Streptophyta, Magnoliopsida, Aquifoliales, Aquifoliaceae.
AUGCUGGAAAACCCUAGCACCCAUUCUUUGUCAUCCGCUGCCAACAUCGCAACCAUCAAGCCCUACGCUCGUCCCAAUCAGAGGAAUCGUUCUCUCAGCCGGCGCAAAUCUGGAGGAGAUCGGCUUGAACGAGCAAAUAUAUAUGCAAAUGACGGAGAGAAGAACCAAAAUGCUGGCUCAAAAAAUCUCCCUAUUGUAUAUCAUGGGAAUGAAGGUGGCAACAAUCGUGUUAAUGUGGAUGUUGCUCCACGGUUAAUACCUUUGCAUGGAUGUUGUAACAGUGAAGCAUUUCAGCUUCUUAAUGACCGUUGGAUAGCGGGGAUGGACGCAUACAACAAUCCGUCCAUAGAUUUGGCUGGUGGUUUGGGUUCAAAAAUGUUGAUGGACAUAGCCAAAGACCACGCAUCAGUACCCACUAUAUUUAUUUGUCUUUGCUCGUCUCCUAGUAGUGGAAGCCUUCCCAAAAGGCCAGUCUUGUAUACAGGAAGUGGUACAUCAGCCUGGGGGAUUGUUAGACUUCCACAUCAGAUGGAUUUCUUGAGUGAACUCCGACAUGCAAUGCGCGAUGCAAAUGCCAGUUCUGAUACCUAACAAUCAUGAAUCUCAAACCUUACUUGAAGUUCAUGUUUGUCUCUGGACUUGCAGAGUUCUAUGAAUUGUAUGAUUAGAGUUUGUUUGUAUUUAUUAUGCGACCCUUCAUAUGUGCUACUUAUACGGGUCCUUCAUAUCUACGUCAUGCUUUAUCUAUUUCACCAAAACAAUGCUCCACAUAUUCAUUGUACGCAUGGUGACUAAAGUCUUUGUAUUACAUAUGUGUGUGUGUAUACCAUAGUGAAUGGCUUCGUCAAAGACUGUAUCAGUACGUAAUAUCUGUGAAGGUGAAGGUAGGAGUGGUACCACCAUUGGAUGUCCUCGGCAAAAGAUCCCUUCUUGGUCUAUGUGAUAUCUCAUUCUCGAUUGGUUCAAUGGUUUUAUUGUCCAGAAUAAGGGAAAAGAAAUUGCUUAGAAAGC